AACAAACUUAUCAUGACAGAGAGUUGGGGACUUGGAGCCAUCUUCUCCUCUUCUAUCAACGGACACAUUUUGGUCGGGAUGGAAAGAAAUGCAGAGAAGAAAGUAACCAGAUACAACAAAGAAGGGAGAAAGUUACAGGGCAUACAGUGGGGUGAUCAAGGACAAUCUCUUUACCAACGUAUAGAUUACAUAACAGAGAACAUUAAUGGUGACAUUUGUUCAUCAGAUAGUAGUGCCGGUAGGGUGGUGGUGGUGACUGCAUCAGGAGAGUAUCGAUUCUCUUACUAUGGUCUCCACCGAUUCUCUUACUCUGGUCGCCACUCUCAGUCUCGAUUCUGUCCUUUUGGAAUAUGUACAGAUGUUUUGGGGCAGAUUCUAAUUUGCAAUUACUCAGAUGUCCACUUGCUUGACAUAAAUGGUCAGUUUCUUUCUUUCCUACUCGUAAAAGAUCAAUGUCCUAAAUCCUCCUGUGGUCUCUGUAUUGAUGAUGAACACAAUUUCUGGAUUGGUGCAUCGGACAGUUCUACUGUCUCUGUGUACAAGUAUCUGAAAAAAACGAAACAAUAUUUUAUUUACGGCAUUCAUAGGUUUGAAUCACAACCCCUAUUGGCAUGA
This is a messenger RNA of Saccostrea cuccullata (small rock oyster), 615 nucleotides long. RefSeq lists its product as uncharacterized. NCBI's taxonomy places the organism in Eukaryota, Metazoa, Mollusca, Bivalvia, Ostreida, Ostreidae. The transcript has a single exon. The record is from RefSeq and is a predicted model, not a curated record. Bases 13 to 615 code for a protein of 200 amino acids.